AAGUUGAGCUCCUCUCUGUGUUUCGUAGCCAGAGCAGCAGCAGGUCUCGUCGCGAAAAAGGAGAGCACCAGCUCGCAAAAGGUGAAAAUUGUCUCGAAAAAGUGGCGAUUUCUGCGAGUGUUUUCGUUCUUUUUGGAUCGAAAAGUCAGCCAAUUGGUGUCCUAAUUAGAUUACGAUCGAAAUUGGUGUGUUUUGCGUGGGUACAGCAGCCCUUUCCCGUGGUUCGGGCUAGAGGCCACUGUUGAAUGCCUCAAAUACGCUGCGCUGCCUUGAAACUUUGAGGCUCCCUUGUUCGAAGUGAAAUAGACGUCGACGGUAACGACGACGAAGUAGAAGAAACGGAGCCAUCAACAGCAACAAUAGCAGCAUCAGCAUUUGCAACACCACAGCCAGAAACAGCCGAGAUGUUCAACUACGGCAACGUAAUGAUGACCGAUCAGUUCCGGAAGGUGGAACAGUACUCACCGAAAUCAUCCCCACGGGCGGGCGGUGCGGGAGGACGGUCCCCGGUUGUGGCCCGGCAGGAUUCGUCCGGAACGCUCAAAACCACCAUCCAGCUCGGCAAAAACCCUUCGAUAGUGCACAGUGGGCCUUUCUACCUGAUGAAGGAACCACCAGGCGAAGGCGAACUAACCGGGGCGACCAACUUGAUGGCCCACUAUGGCCUCGAACAUUCGUACAGUAAAUUUAGUGGUAAGAAGGUAAAGGAGCAGCUCUCAUCGUUUCUGCCGAAUUUGCCCGGUGUCAUCGAUGGACCAGGACAUCUCGACAACAGCUCACUCAGAAGCGUUAUCGAGAAACCACCAAUCGUUGGCAAAGAAUUACUUCCCCUCACGAGCGUACAAUUGGCAGGAUUCCGUCUGCAUCCCGGACCGCUCCCGGAACAGUAUAAGCACCUGAAAACGGCACCCUCUAGGAAGCAUAAGAAUAAGCAUAAGAAACACAAAUACAAGGAGGGCAUUGCGCCCCAGUCCGAACAGUCGGCGCUUGAAGCGUCCGGUCUGGAUACCCACGAGAAGAAGCACAAGAAACAGAAGCGCCAUGAGGACGACAAAGAGCGGAAAAAGCGGAAAAAAGAGAAGAAGCGCAAAAAACAGCGGCACAGUCCGGAGCAUCCGGGCAGUGGGACCACCGCGAUGCCGCCUCAAACGCAAGUCUUCUAAAUGUACACAAAAAAAUUAACAAAAGAAAUCAAAAUAAUUGGGGGAAAAUUUACAUACACACACAGCUGCAACAAAAAGUAACAUCGUUAGUAGUUAGUAGUGGUAAGCCUAUUGAUUCAUUUCUUUCUAAGUUGAACCUCGAAUGGGAACCAAGUCUGGUUUUCGAAGCGAAAUAAGCCCAUUCACUCAUCGAUCUUGAAAUGAAUGAAAAAAGUACAUAUAAUUAACAGUAUAACUAAUAUUGCAUCAUGGCAAAAAAAAAACAAGAGAGCAUAACUUUUAGGAAGCACCUAGUUUUCCCUUGUUUUGUUGAUAUAUAAAUAAUAUUUUUGAAUGCAAAAGUGUUUCCUUACCACAAUUAUCCGUAAGUAAAGCAAACAAAUUGCCGAUCGAAAAUCGAUUGGGGAUAUUGCCAAUUUUUUGAGAAUAGGAGUGUGUCAAAAAUGAUCAUUACAAAAUACUAAAUACGGUUUGCGAAAACGAGAACAUCCUACGUUUAGGCAGUGUCGCUGAUUUUUCAUAAGCCGCACGAAAAAAAAAAAGAAACCAACAAAACUCUUAGCCAUGUAAGCUAACAGUGGAGUGAAAAUAUAUACUGUUUUUUUUAGUUUCGAAUUAUUUUCACAGAACACUGCGCUGCGGACGAAAAGAACUAGCAGCAGUAUAUCCGCAACAAUCUUUCCUUGUACAGAAGUGAUUGACAUAAUACGUUCAUCCGAUAGAUAGCAGGUAAUUUGAUCCCGUUUUAUCAUCUUUCCAACCCACAACAGAGUUCCCCUUUUCCCCCGCCCCGCCCCUCGCUCACUGAGCAGGACGACAACGUGCAAAAUAAGCAUGAUUAAAUUUUUAGUAAUGUGUAUUUAUAAUUAUUAAUUUGAGUUAUUAUUUAAUUUUAUUUUCAUCUAGCAAUACAUUUGACGCAAAUGAUAAA
Wyeomyia smithii (pitcher-plant mosquito) is the source of this 2094-nucleotide messenger RNA. RefSeq names its product mediator of RNA polymerase II transcription subunit 19 (gene MED19). NCBI's taxonomy places the organism in Eukaryota, Metazoa, Arthropoda, Insecta, Diptera, Culicidae. The transcript is spliced from 4 exons. The record is from RefSeq and is a predicted model, not a curated record. Gene Ontology annotation, molecular function: transcription factor binding; transcription coregulator activity. Gene Ontology annotation, biological process: positive regulation of transcription by RNA polymerase II. Gene Ontology annotation, cellular component: mediator complex. Bases 405 to 1163 code for a protein of 252 amino acids.